Molecule: messenger RNA, 1227 nt
Organism: Asparagus officinalis (garden asparagus)
Lineage: Eukaryota; Viridiplantae; Streptophyta; Magnoliopsida; Asparagales; Asparagaceae
Product: NAC domain-containing protein 21/22-like
Exons: 3
Coding region: 123-986 (287 amino acids)
Biological process (GO): regulation of DNA-templated transcription
Molecular function (GO): DNA binding
Source: RefSeq, a predicted model, not a curated record
CUCUCUCUCUCUCUCUCUCUUUAUUAGUUGACUUAUCUCCCUUAUUAAGGGGCAAACUAUCUCUAAUCCUCCUCUUCUUUAUCUCUCUAAAACUAAAACCCUUCUCCUUGUUUUUCUUCUCAAUGAGUUAUUUGAGCAUGGUGGAGGCUAAACUGCCUCCGGGAUUUAGAUUUCAUCCGAGGGACGACGAGCUCAUCUGCGACUAUCUCAACCCUAAGGUACUCUCCUCCUCAUCCUCCUCCGGUGAUGCCAGCGCAACGGUGAACUUCCCGGUGAUGGUCGACGUGGACCUCAACAAGUGUGAGCCGUGGGAUCUCCCCGAUAUAGCAUGUGUAGGAGGCAAAGAAUGGUACUUCUUCAACCUCAGAGAUCGAAAGUAUGCGACGGGCCAGCGAACGAACAGGGCAACAAUGUCAGGGUACUGGAAAGCGACGGGCAAAGAUCGACAGAUCAUCCGAAAGGGUGCGGUGGUGGGGAUGAGGAAGACCCUGGUUUUCUAUCAAGGGAGAGCUCCGAAGGGGAAGAAGACCGAUUGGGUCAUGCACGAGUUUCGAAUCGAAGGCCGUGGUGAUCUCCCACCUAUGUACCCUGGCAAGGAGGAUUGGGUCCUAUGCAGGGUUUUCUACAAGAGUAGAGGCAUAGGUACACCCUCCAAAGCACCAACAAGAAUAGAGAACUCUUACGACGACACCGGCUCCUCCUCCCUCCCUCCCCUCUCUGAACCCUACAUCACCUUCGACCAAACCCUAACACCGCCGCCGCCUCCUCCUCCUCCUAUAAAUAGCCAUGACAACAACCUCAGCUCCGAUACCACUUCGUUUGAGCAAGUGCCCUGCUUCUCCAAUUACCCUCACAUUACUACUACUACUACUACUACGCCUCAACACUUCAUCAACACUCUAGCUCUAGUGGAAAGAAACAAGCCCUCCUCUUGCUUGACUCAAAGUGCUCCCUCCUCCUCAAUGUGGUACCCUUUUCAAAGUUAAGAUGGUUGUGUUGAGAUACUGUACAUAAAAUUUAUAUGCAUAUGGGUUUGAUUAUAGUGUUAUACAUAUAGUAGUGUGAUUUUUUAUGGUUUUUUAUGAGGAUCCAUGGAGAUAUAUAUGGUGUAUACGUACGAGAAUGUAGAAAGAAGUUCAAGAACAACAAUUCUCCAUAAAGUAUUGUAUUGUAUUGGAUUGGAUUAUUAAGUAUUACAAACAAUAAUAUUACACACAAUUAUUCUUA